Messenger RNA from Vitis riparia (riverbank grape), 796 nucleotides. Its product is annotated as protein DOG1-like 4. Gene Ontology annotation, molecular function: sequence-specific DNA binding. The transcript has a single exon. Lineage: Eukaryota; Viridiplantae; Streptophyta; Magnoliopsida; Vitales; Vitaceae. The record is from RefSeq and is a predicted model, not a curated record. Gene Ontology annotation, biological process: DNA-templated transcription. Bases 12 to 692 code for a protein of 226 amino acids.
ACCCGUACACAAUGUCUUUCCACAGAUUCUACGCCUCAUGGUUCGACCACCUGAACCACCUGGUGCACCAACUCACCCUCGCGCCCAAGCCCACCACCCCACAAGACAACCCAGCCCUGCUCCAACUGGUCCAGAAGGUCAUUUCUCACUACUCCCAGUACUACAGAGCCAAGUCCGUCGCCGCCCAGAACGACGCCGUUUCACUCUUCGCGGCCCCAUGGUCCUCCUCCCUCGAACGCUCCCUCCACUGGGUCGCCGGGUGGCGUCCCACCAUCGUUUUUCACCUCAUAUACACCGAGACCAGCGCCCGCUUCGAGUCCCACAUCGCCGACAUCCUCCACGGCGUACGCACCGGCGACCUGGGCGACCUCUCCACCGCUCAGCUCCAUCGGGUGAGCGAGUUGCAGUGCGAGACGGUGAGGGAGGAGAACGAGAUCACGAGCGAGCUGGCCAAGUGGCAGGAGGGAGCAGUGGAGCUGGUGGAGGCAGGUGGGGAUGGGAAUGUGGAGGAGAAGAUCGGAGGACUGAUGAGUGUGUUGGUGAAGGCGGAUGAGCUGCGGAUGAGGACGAUUUGGAGAGUGGCGGAGAUGUUGACGCCGCAGCAGGCGGUGGAGUUCUUGAUCGCGGCUGCCGAGUUGCAGUUUGGGGUUAGGGUUUUGGGGUUGAACCAUGAUAACCAACGUGAGAAAUGAGAAUGUACGAGCAUUUGGGUAGAACCGUAGAAGUUAAUUUGAAUAUGGUCGUACAAGAGGAAAUUUGAAUUGCUCAGAAUGUACUUCAAAUUUUCCUUUUUGUU